Molecule: messenger RNA, 1020 nt
Organism: Nanorana parkeri
Lineage: Eukaryota; Metazoa; Chordata; Amphibia; Anura; Dicroglossidae
Gene: MYCT1
Product: myc target 1
Exons: 2
Coding region: 366-986 (206 amino acids)
Cellular component (GO): nucleoplasm
Source: RefSeq, a predicted model, not a curated record
UCUAUUGUCACAUGGAACUCAGGAGGGUGAAACAUUGAGUUACUGAUAGAAGUAAACAUAACCAAAGCAUAUCGAAAAAAGACUAUGGAAUUGUGCAUUGUUUAGAGUCAAUUCAGUGCAAAUGGAAAUGACGAGAAGGAAAUUGUUCUAUGUCUCAGGAACUGUGUGCAGCCCUCAGAUAAGAAGUGACUUGUUCGUUGUGAGUAGAAAUGCAGGAAGUGUGCUCCAGUCAUAUUUCCUUUGACACAAGCAGCGAGCAUUAGGGAUGUAGACCAUCUACAGUCCACUGCCACGAAAAUUCAGAUACAUACAAAGCUCUUGCAUGAUUCUAUUGGAUGUACUUGUAUUAGAGAUCCACAUUGGAUAUGGGUAACAUCACAGUUUAUCAAAACAUUACAUGCGUUAACACACCGAAGAAUGUCACCUGCGAAUCGAUGUUUUCAAAACCUUUUUUUGAUGGUUUGAUAUUAUCGUUUACUGUCUCUGUUGUCAUUGGAUUGGCAAUCGGUGGUACAAUAUGGCUUCUACUGUCAUGCAUGUCCCGUCGUCGAGCCAGUGCAGCUAUAUCCCCAAGAAUGAAAAAUUCAUCUAGUCGCCGUCCUAGAACAUUGUCUCAAAACCAAGCCUUAAACAGAUCUGGAUUUUACCGCAAUAGUAGCUGUGAACGCAGGAGCAACCUCAGUUUGGCUAGUCUGACAUUUCAAAGACAGACAUCACAAGAGCAAAAUGACCCAUUUAAUCGGAAACCUAGCUUCAGAGCCUCCACAUUCCAUCCAUUCCUACAGUCACCUACUUUGCCAGUUGAAGCUGAAAGUCAAAUGGUUACACUUCCCAGAUCCAAUAGCACAUCGCCAACACUCAACAACACUAGCAAUCUCGGUCGUCCUGAGUUCCACUGGUCAAACAACAGCUUGCGUCUUGGUCACCCUACUCAUACACCACCACCUGCCUAUGAAAGUAUUAUUAAGGCUUUCCCUGAUCCUUGAAAAUUAUGUCUGGAUUGCUGGAUUGAACAGUUAC